This is a messenger RNA of Acanthamoeba castellanii str. Neff, 2397 nucleotides long. Its product is annotated as Ras subfamily protein. The transcript is spliced from 17 exons. Gene Ontology annotation, molecular function: GTP binding; protein binding; GTPase activity. The record is from RefSeq and is a predicted model, not a curated record. NCBI's taxonomy places the organism in Eukaryota, Discosea, Longamoebia, Acanthamoebidae. The coding region runs from base 1 to 2397 and encodes 798 amino acids.
AUGCCCGGGUCAACCGCCCUACAUCAGGCAUGUCGCAUCGGGGACGAGAAGUGGGCGAAGCAGCUGCUGGAGCAGGAGUCGCGGGCGAAGCGCCGCACGUCGUGCGAGUCGGUGCGGCUCUCCGGCGGUGCCAAGCGGAGCGAGCAGGACAAGGUGGUGCGCAAGCGUGCCAAGCGGGCGAGCCGCGAUCGCAGGAGCCUGGUGCGUGCCAAGGAGGCCAAGAUGCGCGAGCAGGCCCUGCUGAACGAGGAGGACGGCGGCAAGCAGGAGCGCAAGCACCGGCUCAUCAAGAAGGUGGUCAACAGCGCGCUGAUCGAGCUCAUCACGGCCGAGGAGGCCAACGAGGGCCAGACCCCGUUCCACCUCGCCUGCGAGUUCGGCCACGUCGACAUCGUCAAGCACCUGGUGGCCUGCCUGCGCGAGAGCUUCGUCAUCCCCUACGUCCUGCCCUUCGUCAUCAACUACACCGACUUCCGCGGCUGGACUCCUCUUCACUGCGCCGCCAGCAUGGGGCACCUUGACCUCUGCCAGGUGUUGCUGGAUGCAAAGGCCGACGCAUCGGCCUUGGCGGACAUCAGCAACACGUCGCCUCUGCACAUGCUCCUCCGGUGCGAACGCUUGACUCAGGAGCCGUUGCACAAGCUGAAGGACGUAAUCGAGGGCAUGCUCCAAAACGGGGCUUCCAUCAACGGCCUCAACACCUACGGCGAGACCGCUCUCCACUUCGCGUGCUGGAAGGGCAACGCCAGGGCGGUUGCGAUUCUGCUCAAGAACGGUGCUCACGUCCACUCAGUCAAUAAGCGCGGUGAAACGUGUCUUCAUUACGCCACGCGUCAGGGCGACGUGAAGAUCAUAGAGUUAUUGGUCAAGCACGGAGCCGACAUAAACGCGCUGGGGGAUUGCGGAACAGCUGCAGAUGUGGCCCGCAGCCACCACCAGGACCAUAUCGCCUCCUUCAUGGACUCAUUCCUUACGCUGCGAUCACUCCCCGACGAGCUGCUCGUCAAGGUGCUGGGCUUCCUCGAUGCGGAAGACCUGUCGGCCGUGGGGCUGGUAUGCAAGCGAUUCUUCCUCAUCACCGACGAGAGCCGUCUUUGGAAGAAGGCGUACGGCGAGCUGGUACCGCAACAAUUCGCUCUCUCCCAAUGCGACGACUACAAGGCCGAAUGCAAGAAAUGGCUCCGACUCCAUCUCAGCUCCGAAUGGUACCGCGAGGCGCGCAAGGAGGGUCGGUGGCGUUUCGAUUGUCCGCGCAACGACGAGGAUUGGGUCUAUGACCGCUUCUUCCGGGUGGCCCUCGUCGGCGAUGUCGGGACGGGCAAGAGGAGCUUCCUCACACGAUUCGUGGAUGAUGCGUACCUGGGUUCGCGUGCGUUGCGAAAGUCAAUGACGAAAACCAAGGCCAUUCACCACAACAAUCGGACGAUCAAGCUGCAGAUGUUCAGCGCGAGUGGAUUCCACUACGAAGGUCGAGAGAGCUGUGACCUGAAGAGCAUCAAGGGCGCCCUUCUCUUCUUCGACGUGUCAGACAUGCAGUCGUUCCAAAACCUCUCCUUCUGGUGUCAACACCUGCAACGGCUGGCACCGCCGGAUAUUCCGGUGGUCGUGGUGGCCACCAAGGUGGACCUCGUGCAGGCUCCCGCUGUCUCCUACGCCCAGGCCAAGCAAUGGUGCGACAUGCGGGCGUUCCCGUUGGUGUCGGCCAGCGCGCUCAAGGGCCUCAACGUCGACGUCGCGAUGCGGCAUCUCGUCAAGCGCCUCAUGGCCAAGGACCAGGAGGGCAGCGAACGUGUGCACUCUGCGGCCGCCAGAGUGGGCACCUCCGCGUCCAGCUCCACCCGAUCAUCGCCCCGAGGAGGCCUGCGAUCCGGCGGCAGCAGGCACAAGGGCGGAGCCAGUGCCAGCGCGGGCUUGAGCUCCGGCACGAGCAGCAGCCAGCCGACCGGCGGCAGCGGCGGCGACUCGUCGACGAGCGGCAGCGGUAGUGGCAAGGGCGGGCGAACCAGCGGCUCGAAGCGAAUGGCCAAGAGCGCGGGGGAGGCGAUGAAGGCGAGCAAGCGCGACCGGCGAAAGGAAGUGAAGCGGGCCGCCACGGACGGCAGCAUGCACUACCGGCGGCGCGACGACAGACGCGAGAGCGGCGAAGACCACCCGGCGUCGCAGCCUCAGCUGCCGCCGCCGCUGCCGCCGCUCCAGGAAAAGAAGCAGCGACGGCUCGACGCGUGGGAGAACGACGUGCUACGACGCGUGGGAAACACGCAGCUCGAGCGGCCGCCGAAGGAGAAGAAGGACGACGCAGAGGAGGGCCUGUUCAACAGUGACGACAUCAUCAUCCCAAGCAUCACCGUGCCGCCCAAGAAGAAGAGCAUCAUGCACUUCUGGCGGAGGAUCGGUUGA